Molecule: messenger RNA, 1491 nt
Organism: Didymosphaeria variabile
Lineage: Eukaryota; Fungi; Ascomycota; Dothideomycetes; Pleosporales; Didymosphaeriaceae
Exons: 3
Coding region: 1-1491 (496 amino acids)
Source: RefSeq, a predicted model, not a curated record
AUGCUUCUUACCGCCGCAAAAUUCAUUCUCCUCAACGGGUUACUAUCGACCGCACUACCUCUUCCAGGCUUCAUACCCAAACUACCCGAUGCACCGAAACUCCCUGAUGCACCGAAAAUCCCCGAUGGUGGAGUAACUCCUGAGAUUCCUAACUUCAAUAACCCAAACCAAGCUGUUCCUGAAGAUGGCCGCUGGCCGCCGCCGGAGACUCAGAAUCCUGAUACUCCGAAAGACCCUGCCCCCAAUACUCAGAAUCCCGAUACCCCCAAUGACCCUGCCCCCAAUCAGCAACCGGAAUUAACUUCUUGCACCAUUAACGGAAGGAAGCGGGCAGCCUGUACACCCAGCGAGGAUAAAUGGAAUGCCUUGAAAGUAAGAGAGGGGCAAACAGAAAACCAGUUUUCGAUUGCUGGAAGGACAGCGAUCACUCGUCUGGAUAAUGUGAAGACGAAUCCGCCACCACCAAAAGAUGUGCCCACUGGAGAACUUAUGGAGUCGAGAUAUGCGGUCGGCCAGACGGAAGGAACGAAUGCAGAAAGCCCCAAUAUUCUCCGGGUUGUGAAGAACAUGGAUGUCGAGGGAGACUUUUCAUGGACCGAUAUCUCAGUCAGGAAUACAGAUGCGGACAUCGACUCAUUCAUCGCCAGCAAAAGAGCUCAGAUCGACCAAAGCUUGUCGCCGGAGCAAAUUGCGAAACAGAAUGCGGAUCUUGAUCAGUUUGCAGUGGAUCUCAAAGACCCCCAAAACGGCGCAAUGCUCAGAACUUCCAUCAACCCCGAGUCUCGAUCGAUAGUCAUGGACUUUAGUUUCAACCAAAAAGUCGACCUACAUCGCAAAUAUCCCCGCAACGACAACGACCCCAUUGACGAGGAAAACUACCGGAGAGCAGGUUCUGACGAUGGAAAGCCAGAUGAUCAGAAGGAAGCCAUUACAUACACGGAUCAGGUUAUGUAUAGCCUGGCCAAAGUUUAUGAACGUGCAGGAAAAGAUCUCAAGGCCGAGCCAAUCGAAAACAUUGUCCGCCGCAACAUCGAAACUGUUGAGACCAACAAAGUCAUCCAAGCUGCUCUGGCAAAGUCUGGACAAAAAUUAGACGGCCCUGAUGAUGUAGUGAGUUUCGACAAGGGCACGCCGGAAUUCGAAGCCAUCAUGGGGACAAUCCACGGGGAGCGCAUGUUGCAGAUGCUUGUAGACUACGUCGAUAAGCUCGGCCCCCGUCGCAUCAAGAAAGUCUCCGUUAUGCGCGAUCAAGCGAGCAUCGACAAUCCCGCUAGCGACGUUGAUACCGAUACACCCAACGCUAAUUCACCUCAGUCUCACGACUCGGAUGUCGAGAUGACAGAUGUUGAAUCGGACAGCGAUUCCUCCAGUUCCCCUGAGUCUGGUCCCGCGAGCGACCCUGAGUCUGAUCCCGCCAGCGAGGGGUCGGCUUCAUCAUCAGGCGAGCUUAAGGAACAUGACAUGCUCUUUGAGCUUGAAGACAUUCCUUGA